Microthlaspi erraticum is the source of this 1158-nucleotide messenger RNA. The record is from the annotation of a GenBank genome assembly. NCBI's taxonomy places the organism in Eukaryota, Viridiplantae, Streptophyta, Magnoliopsida, Brassicales, Brassicaceae.
AUGACUUUCCACUUCCGACGACUAUGCUGCUUCCCAGCUAUUCUCGCGGUGGUUCUCCAACUUCUGCAUGGCGUCGCCGGCCAAUUAGUUGUGAUUGAUGAACCUACUUCUGCUCCUCCACCUCCAUUGGUUGACCUAGACGGUGGUGUUGGCGGCAUUGUCCCGGCCAUGUUUAUCUUUGGUGACUCUCUCAUAGACAAUGGGAAUAACAAUAACAUCCCUUCCUUCGCUAAAGCCAACUAUUUUCCUUAUGGCAUCGAUUUCAAUGGCGGUCCGACCGGUCGGUUCUGCAAUGGCUUAACCAUGGUCGACGGGAUAGCUCAACUAUUGGGUCUGCCAUUGAUUCCGGCGUACUCCGAAGCUACCGGAGAUCAAGUGCUUCGUGGUGUCAACUACGCUUCCGCAGCCGCGGGGAUUCUUCCUGACACCGGAGGAAAUUUUGUGGGGCGGAUACCGUUCGACACGCAGAUUCAUAACUUCGAGACAACGUUGGAUCAGGUGGCUAGCAAGUCCGGUGGUGCAGUGAAUAUUGCAGACUCGGUGGCUCGAAGCUUGUUCUUCAUCGGAAUGGGAAGCAACGACUAUCUCAACAAUUACUUGAUGCCCAAUUUCCCUACCCGUAACCAAUUCAACGCUCAACAAUACGGCGGUCAUUUGGUUCAACAAUACACAAAUCAGCUCACCAGACUAUAUAAUCUUGGAGGUAGGAAAUUUGUAGUGGCCGGACUUGGAAGAAUGGGAUGCAUUCCGAGCAUUCUAGCUCAAGGACCCGACGGUAAAUGCUCGGAGGAAGUGAACCAACUUGUUCUUCCUUUCAACACAAAUGUUAAGACAAUGAUCUCUAAUCUCAACCAGAACCUCCCGGGUGCUAAAUUCAUUUACCUCGAUAUCGCUCAUAUGUAUGAAGAAAUCACCGCCAACGCAGUGAGUUACGGAUUUACUACUUUGGACAAGGGUUGUUGUGGGAUUGGUAAGAACAGAGGACAGAUCACUUGUCUUCCGUUUGAGACGCCUUGUCCUAACAGAGACCAGUACCUGUUUUGGGACGCUUUUCAUCCUACGGAGAAAGUUAAUCUCAUAAUGGCCAAAAAAGCGUUUGCUGGCGACCGCACGGUUGCGUUUCCUAUCAACAUUCACGAACUGGCUAGUCUCAAUUAG